AUGGAUCUCUCUGUUUUGCCAAAUAACAACCAUCCUGACAAAUUCCUGCAGCUUGAUGUGAAGUCCUUAAUGAGGAGCUCAGCCCUUCUUCAGGCCAGCCUGGCACGGUUUCCGGGUGGCAGCUACCCUGCGGCACAAUGCUGGCAAAACGUCGUCUAUUCACAGAGAGAAAAAAAGAAUUUGACUGCUCAACGAAUGAGGGGGUCCAGUGUGGAGGGCACCAUCUCUGCAGAGAGCCCCCCACCGCCCCUGUCUUCAGUUCUGAGGAAUAACCCACUAUAUGGUGACAUAAGUUUGAAGGAAGCUAUGGAAGAAAGAAAGAAGAAUCCUUCGUGGACCAUCGAGGAAUAUGACAGGCGCUCCUUGCACACAAACCUUUCUGGGCAUCUGAAGGAAAAUCCCAAUGACCUACGGUUUUGGUUGGGAGACAUGUACACGCCAGGUUUUGAUACCUUACUGAAAAAGGAAGAGGAACAAGAGAAGCAUUCGAAAUACCGUCGUAUAGGUCUGAUUUUGCUCCUUGUUGCCUGCAUCUUGGUUUCCAUAGUGACUAUUAGCACCUUUUUCAUCUAA
Messenger RNA from Pteropus alecto (black flying fox), 573 nucleotides. It is a transcript of the gene MINAR2, whose product is annotated as KIAA1024 like. The record is from RefSeq and is a predicted model, not a curated record. Bases 1 to 573 code for a protein of 190 amino acids. The transcript is spliced from 3 exons. Lineage: Eukaryota; Metazoa; Chordata; Mammalia; Chiroptera; Pteropodidae.